AUGUCGUGGGUUCCUGUCGCAGCCGCUAUUGCUGCUGCUCUCGCUGCGGUCUUCGUGGGCUACAAGUUCUUCGCCGGUGGUGCGCCCUCGUCACGAAAGAUCCUCAAGCCGGACACCUUCCAAGAAUUCCCUCUCAUCGACAUCAAGAAGACCUCUCACAAUGUCGCCAUCUACCGAUUCGGUCUUCCCAAGCCCACCGACAUUCUUGGUCUUCCCAUCGGGCAGCACAUGUCCCUCGCUGCGACGCCCAAGGGUGCUGAAAAGGAGGUGGUGCGGUCAUACACUCCCAUCUCUUCAGACGAAGACCAGGGUUGGUUUGAGCUCCUGAUCAAGGCAUAUCCUCAGGGAAACAUCAGCGCGCACAUGGCCACCUUGAAGAUUGGUGAUACCAUGAAGGUACGGGGACCAAAGGGAGCCAUGGUCUACACUCCGAAUCUUUGCAAGCGCAUUGGUAUGAUUGCUGGUGGUACUGGCAUUACUCCUAUGCUUCAAAUCAUCCGAGCCAUCAACCGUGGGCGACCUAGAAAUGGAGGCAACGACACCACCAAGGUUGACUUGAUUUUCGCUAACGUUAAUCCUGAUGAUAUCCUUCUCAAAGAACAGCUCGAUGCUCUGGAUAGGGAAGACCCAGACUUUAAUGUGUAUUAUGUCCUGAACAACCCACCUACGGGCUGGACUGGCGGUGUUGGUUUCGUCACUCCAGACAUGAUCAAGGAGAAACUACCUCCUCCAGCAGCAGACAUGAAGAUCCUGAUCUGCGGGCCUCCCCCUAUGGUCAGUGCUAUGAAGAAGGCGACAGAAAGCCUCGGAUACCAGAAGGCUCGACCCGUCAGUAAGCUGGAAGACCAAGUCUUUUGCUUCUAG
Molecule: messenger RNA, 864 nt
Organism: Exophiala xenobiotica
Lineage: Eukaryota; Fungi; Ascomycota; Eurotiomycetes; Chaetothyriales; Herpotrichiellaceae
Product: NADH-cytochrome b5 reductase 1
Exons: 2
Coding region: 1-864 (287 amino acids)
Cellular component (GO): endoplasmic reticulum
Molecular function (GO): oxidoreductase activity
Source: RefSeq, a predicted model, not a curated record